Messenger RNA from Photinus pyralis (common eastern firefly), 4338 nucleotides. RefSeq lists its product as uncharacterized. Bases 305 to 2593 code for a protein of 762 amino acids. The record is from RefSeq and is a predicted model, not a curated record. The transcript has 2 exons. Lineage: Eukaryota; Metazoa; Arthropoda; Insecta; Coleoptera; Lampyridae.
AUAGAGUUUAGAGAAAAGUGUCACAAAAAGGUCGUUCAAUGUCUCUUGUUAUGUUGUGUUCAAUAAAGACUAAUUAACGAAUUGUGUAUAGUCAAUGGUCCGGUCACACCUCGUGUAAAGACACAACAUAAAUUGGCGACGAGAUAAAAAGGAACAAAGCGAAAAUCCGUGAAAAAUCGAAGUCGUAACCUCCAAACCCGGAAGUGAGUCUUGUCAGCCAUUUUCCAUCAGUCCAGUCGGAUUGUCGGAAGUUAGUUGCAGUCGAAUGUCAUUGUAAAAACCAUAGAAAACAACAAUCAACAAAAUGUCACUUAUUGGUACGAUCGAACCCAUCGACUUAGAAAAAACGGAAAUCGAAAGCUACCUGGAGAGAAUGGAUCACCUGUUUAAGUGCAAUCAAGUCGAAGGUAAUCAUGAAGUCGAUUUAUUUGUCACCCUGGUUGGAAGUGAAGCAUACAGAGUGAUGAAAAACGCUGUCAAACCGAACAAAGUUGCUAGUCAGUCGUACGAGGAAUUAAAGGCAAUAUUAAAGCAGCGAAUGGCUCCAGUGAAGUCAGUCACGUUCGAAAGUCACCUGUUUUAUAAAAUUAGUCAAGGUAGUAUGUCGAUCGCUGAAUAUAUAAGUAAACUCAAAGAACAAGCGGAUUUGUGUGAGUUUGGAAAUUUUUUAGAUCGUGCACUGAGAGAUAAGUUUAUAAGUGGUAUGUCAAAUAAGAAGAUACAAAACCGUCUACUGUCUGAGAAGGAUUUGUCGUUUUCCAAGCUGUGCGAGUUGGCUUUAGCACAAGAAUUAAUACAGUCAGAGAGCCUUGAGUUACAGCAAGAUGGUAAAGUAAAUAAGUUGUAUAGAGGAAACUCGUCCAAACAAGUGAGUCAAAGAAGGAAGGAUGUCAGUCAAAGUCAAGUACGUGGUCAAAUGUCAGUGUCGUGUAGUCCGAAGUCCAGUCGGAGCUUAGCAUCGUCCAGUCAAAAGUCGAAUAAAAACUCUACGUCUACGUCUGUUAGUCAAAGGUCAAGUCGAGGCCAGUCCUGUCUUAGAUGUGGAAGGUUCCAUAAUCCAGACACGUGCCCAGCCAAAGAGUGGGAGUGCUUUUUAUGUCAUCGUCAAGGCCAUACGUCCAGAGUCUGUAGGAAUAAACAGAAGAAAGUCCAUUUACUAGUCGAUCAAGAGGAUGUCACGGAGGAAGCAAAAGAAGAGUCGACCGAUGAAGAAUUCGUGGGAUUCUGCAAGAACAUUCAGGUGUCAAGUAAGUCUAAUCCAGCUAUUUUGAAAGUUAAUGUUGAAAAACGCAUAAUAGACAUGGAAGUUGAUACAGGCGCAAGCGUAAGUUUAAUUUCUGUUGAUACUCGUAACAAAUAUUUUAAAGAUAUACCAAUUUGUAAAAGUAGGUUAAAAAUUAAAACCGUACAAGGAGAUCAGUUACAAAUUGUAGGUGAAAUGAUGGUAAAGGUUAAAUGUAUUGAGUCCGAUGUCAAGUAUGAAUUGCCGUUAGUCGUUGUCUUGUCUAAAAUCGAGUUUAUACCACUACUGGGUAGGAAUUGGCUAAAUAUGUUAUUACCUAGGUGGCGUGAAAGUUUGCAUUGUAAUGUCAUUGAGGUAGAUAUUUCAAAAAUUGUGUCUGAAUUUAAAGACAAGUACAGAAAUGUCUUUAGUAACGAUAAAGCAAAAUGCAUCAAAAAUUUUAAAUGUAAUAUUGUGUUAAAAGAAAAUGUUACCCCUGUAUUCCACAAACCGUAUACCGUCCCUUACUCUAUUAAAGAAGAAGUGGAAAAGGAACUUGAAGAAAUGGUAGUAAAUGGAAUAUUGGAAAAGGUUGAAUACAGCGAGUGGGCGAGUCCAAUAGUCGUAGUGCCCAAAAAGUCAUCGAAGUCCUUAAGAAUCUGUGUUGAUUUUAAGGUAACUCUUAAUCCAUUAAUCAAGGUUAAUCAUUACCCAUUACCGAGGGUAGAAGAUAUUUUUAACCAAGUUGCUAAGGGGAAAUUCUUCACUGUUCUUGAUUUGAGUAAUGCUUAUCAACAGUUAGAGAUGAGCCCUGAAUCCAAACAUUUGUUAACGAUUAACACACACAAAGGUCUUUAUCAGUAUAAUAGAUUACCUUACGGCGUAGCUUGUGCACCAGCACAAUUUCAAGCAAUUAUGGAUCAGAUACUUCAGGGAAUUAAAAAUGUUGGCUGUUAUUUAGAUGAUGUCAUUAUCGUGGGUCAGUCGCUUGAAGACUGCUUCAGGAAUGUUGAAAUUGUUCUGUCUAGAUUAGAUAAGUUUAAUGUCAAGGUGAAUUUCCAAAAAUGUAAGUUUUUCGUCCAAACGGUGGAAUUUUUGGGUCACGAGUUGUCGGAAAUAGGAAUCAAACCUAUGAAGAGUAAAAUGGAGGCUAUCGAAAGAGCACCCGAACCCAAAAACCUGCAACAGUUACGCUCGUAUUUAGAAUUACAUCCGUUGUAUAGGUUAGAGCAAAAAGAUGUCCCAUUCGAAUGGUCCAGUAAAUGUCGACAAGCCUUUGAGAAGAGCAAGCAGUUAUUGCUAAACAGUAAAGCUUUAAUUGCAUACUCACUUGAUUUACCUUUAGUUAUGGCUGCCGAUGCGUCCCAAUAGGCCUUUUACGCUGAUCACCGAUCACUUACCGUUGAAAACAAUCCUGGGAGCGAAAAAUAAAAUACCUACUCUGUCUGCUGCGAGAUUACAACGAUGGGCGUUGAUCCUACAAGCUUACCAGUAUGAAAUCAAAUACCGGAAAGGACAAGAUAUGGCAAACGCUGAUGCCAUGUCACGACUUCCACUUGAAGAAUCGACGGAAGAAAAAGCGUAUUCUUUUUCUGAUUAUUAUGUGCUACCGUUGACAGCACUUGAGAUAGUAGAAUGCACCAAGCAAGACCAAACACUUUCUAAAGUGAUAGAAUAUACACAAAAAGGUUGGCCCAACAAGAUUAACGAAAGUAAUCUGAAACCAUAUUACAUCCGAAGAAGUGAAUUAACAGUUGAAAAUAAUUGUUUACUCUGGGGGAAUAGAGUUGUCAUUCCAUUCCAACUGCGGGAUUCAGUCUUGAAAUUGCUACACGAUAAGCAUAUAGGGAUAGUUCGAGCAAAAAUGUUAGCACGUGGUGAAGUUUGGUGGCCUAAUCUAAAUCAAGAUCUGGAGAAUUGUAUUAACUCUUGCGAAAAUUGUCAAUCCUUACAACCCAAAGCAGUUCCAGUACCGUAUACACCAUGGUCAAAAACCGAGCGAGUUUGGGAGAGAAUACACAUUGACUUCUUGGAAAAAUUUAACAAGAAAUUCUUGAUAGUAGUAGAUAGCUACAGUCGAUGGAUCGAGAUACAGAUAAUGCAUGGAACAAAUUCGUCUAAAACUAUUCAAGCGCUAAAACACAUAUUUGCUACGUUCGGAAUUCCAGAAGAGAUAGUAUCAGACAACGGACCUCCAUUUAAUGGGGAGGAAUACAAGAAGUUUGCACUUUCAAUAGGCACAAAAGUAUCCUUGACUCCACCAGUUCAUCCUUGCUCAAAUGGCAAAGCGGAAAAGUAUGUGGAUACCAUCAAGAGAGGCUUAUUGAAGCAAUUAAAGGAUAAUGAAAAACAGAAAAUUACCAUGACUUUACAGGAACAGAUCGAUGAAUACUUGUUUUCUUUUCGCAAUACACCCAACUCAGUCACAGGAGUUUGUCCGGCGAAUUUAGUAUUAAAACGCCAACCCAGAACAAAACUCUCCUUACUAAAACCAACAUUUUUAAGAGGGAAGAGAAGAGAAGAUAAAAUCGAUGGAAAAGUGAAAAUAUACCAGGAUAGUAAAAGAGGAAUAAUGAGAAGAUUCUAUGAAGGCCAAAAAGUACUUACCUUCGAUACUCGUGUCAACAGGUGGAUUCCUGGAAAAAUUGCAAAGGUCGUCAGUCCAGUUACAUAUUUAGUAAUGGUGAAUAAUCAGGUACGAUAUCUUCAUGCCGAUUACCUAAAGAUGUCCAUAUUAGAAGAAGAGACAAAUCCAAUUGUAAGACCGUACAUACAAGGGAGUAACCCCAGUCCUUCGGUCAGCGUUGAGAAGGCUCCGGAUGAGAAUGUUCAGGAAGAAGUGAUUGAAGACUCAAGUGUUUCUUUACCUGAUAGUCCAAAUCCUGACCAAGCACCUAAAAGUCCUGCUCCAGUUUCUAUAACGCCUCAGGUACUCAGACGUUCACAAAGAACCAUAAAGGCGCCCUCUAGGCUUGAUUUGUAAAGGGGGAAGAGUGUUAUGUAUUGGGUUAAGUUUAGUAAGUUAAGUUGGUACUAUAGAGUUUAGAGAAAAGUGUCACAAAAAGGUCGUUCAAUGUCUCUUGUUAUGUUGUGUUUAAUAAAGACUAAUUAACGAA